GUUAUUGUAUCGAGUGAUUUUCGAGAUCUAUAUCAAUUGUUAUCUACAGUCGUCCUCAUGAGUGUGUCGGAAGCCAAUACUGAGAAGUUGGGCAUAGAUACCACUGGCCAAGAUGUGAAAAUCGAAGAGCUUAGUUCUUCAGAAGCCAAUCUUAAGCAGUUGCGCAUUGCUAUUACGAACAAAAUGGAUCGAUUACAAGAGAAUGACCCCCAAUAUGUGCGACUCCGAGGAGUACCGGCUCCGUGAUUCGAGUAAUUAUAUCACUUGGCUGAGGCAUGUGUCAUAUCUUUCGGGGCUCAUCGACGGUCUUCUUGAAAAAUAUCUUCUUCAAGGCAGCACUGCUAUCCCGACCUACUUCGCAGUGAAGGAUCAAUCUACUCUCUUAGCUCUCGAAUCCAUGGCUGAGUACAGCCAGCUUGUGACCAUGCUCGACCAUUACUGCCAUAUGCUAGUGAUGUACACGACUACUCCAGAGGCACAAAGACUUCACGUAUCUACCUUGAGAGGUGAGGCCAGACGUGACCGCAGCGCCUUUAAGCUCAUGCAGAAACGCUAUGGUGUCACUGAAUAUGCCGAGAUCCCCCCCUACUUCAACAAAUGGUUUUCAAAGGUGGGCGAGCACUGUUCUUAUAAUGAGCCUGUCCACUUCAUGCUGCACUUCGAAAAGUCUUCCUUUCUCGACCUCCGAAGGAGUCGGCUGCUCUUCUGUUCCUUAGCUGCCUUUCUCCGGCGGUGGUCGACCAUGUGCGUCGCGAUCACCGAUUUAAAUCGGGUAUGUCUAUGAGUGACCUCGACCGGCUGAUUACGGAUGCCUUCAAAUAUAUUGCAGUGCUUGAUUCCCUGCCUGUUGCUACGACUCACACUGGCAGGAACGGCGCGUCCAGGUCGCGCUCGACCAAGUGUGGAUAUUGCCACAGGUUUGGUCAUGAAAACUCCCAGUGUCACAAGCGUGCUUUUGACCUAGUUCAGGAGCUUGGUGGCUACGAGAAAUUUAAAUAGACUUUAGUGUUACUAUUUAUUCAGAAUUGACCUUCCUG
This is a messenger RNA of Myxozyma melibiosi, 1037 nucleotides long. RefSeq lists its product as uncharacterized. Bases 203 to 784 code for a protein of 193 amino acids. The transcript has a single exon. The record is from RefSeq and is a predicted model, not a curated record. NCBI's taxonomy places the organism in Eukaryota, Fungi, Ascomycota, Lipomycetes, Lipomycetales, Lipomycetaceae.